GCGGUGGUGGAGAAUUUCCGCUCCCCCAAGGCCCUGGUGGCAGCUGUCACCUGUAAAGCGAGCACCGAACGCGGGGGAUGGAGCCCGGCGCCCAUUGGAUAAAGUAUAAAGGCAGAAACCUACCCCGAAGACUGGGGGCCGGCGGGGCGGCGGUGGUGGGAGCGCGCCGCGGGCCCCGUGCCUUUCCUCCCCGCACACCCCGGCCCCGGAGACUCCCAGGCUCUGCGGCGCUGACUUGACCGCAGUCCAGCUUCGGCCACACGCCCGCCCAGCCUCCGUGGAAACGACCAGGUGAGCCUGGCCGAGGCGGACGUGACUCCCGGAACGCCGGCUCCGGCGCGUACUAGCGGGCGCCCGGCGGUCCACCUGCAGCAGCAGCCCCGGGCGGAGGCCGGUGGGAGGGGCGGCAAGGGGCAGACACUGGCCAUGGCCCUGGCCGCGGCAGCGGCCGCGGCGGCCGUGGGGGUGAGCCAGGCGGCGGUGCUGGGCUUCCUGCACGAGCACGGCGGGAAGGUGCGCGACUCCGAGCUGCUGAGCCGCUUCAAGCCGCUGCUGGACGCUGGCGACCCGCGCAGCCGCGCAGCCCGCAGGGACCGCUUCAAGCAGUUCGUCAACGACGUGGCCGUGGUGAAGGAGUUCGACGGCGUCAAGUUCGUGGUGCUGAGGAAGAAGCCGCGGCCCCGAGAGGGCCCAGAGCUCCUGCCCUCCCGCGUCCCCAGCACCGCCGAGCCACUGGCCCCGCCAUCCAAGACCACGUCCCUCUCUCAUGUGGAAACCGCUGCCUCCGGGGCUCCAUCCUUGGCCUCGGCGCAACUGUGUGUGGAUGCACCUGGGGACCUGGACCCUCCCUCGGAGCCACAGGUCACUGCUGGGGCGCCGGCCUCUGAGCUCACUCAGCCGACUGCGGAGCCGUUGUUAAGCCCCCCUACCCAGCAGUCAGGGGGGCCGUCCGACCCGGGGCUUCCAGCCUUGGAGCUAGCCCACCCCUCCGAGGACCUCUCUGCAGACGUGGCCGCACCGUCUAGGGCACCGUCGGAGGCGGCCUUACUCCACGCACAGCCGCCUGACCCGGAAUCGGGGCCUGGGGCGACAACAGGGCCGCCGCCACCCCCGCGACGCGCGCCUCCGCAGAAGCCCUGCAUGCUGCCCGUGCGCUGCGUCCCGGGCCCCACGACGCUCCGAAUCCGAGCCGAAGAGCAGGGCCUGCGCCGGCAGCUGUCGGAAGAGCCGAGCCCGCGGAGCUCCCCGCCCCUACUGCGGCGGCUCUCGGUGGAGGAGUCCGGCCUGGGCCUCGGCUUGGGCCCCGGCCUGGGCCCGGGCCGCUCCCCGCACCUGCGGCGCCUGUCGCGGGCCGGCCCGCGCCUGCUGAGCCCCGACACCGAGGAGCAGCCGGUCGCGCCUCCGCCGUCCACCGUGCCCCUGGAGCCGGCCGAGCACGAGUGGCUAGUGCGGGCGGCCAGUGGCCGCUGGACCCACCAGCUGCACGGGCUGCUGCUGCGCGACGGUGGUCUGGCCGCCAAGCGCGACUUCAUGUCUGGUUUCACCGCCCUGCACUGGGCCGCCAAGAGCGGCGACCGCGAGAUGGCUCUGCAGCUGGUGGAGGUGGCGCGGCGCGGGGGCGCGCCGGUCAACCUGAACGCGCGCUCGCACGGCGGCUACACGCCGCUGCACCUGGCGGCUCUGCACGGCCACGAGGACGCCGCGGUGCUGCUGGUGGGCCUGGGUGCGCAGGUGCACGUGCGCGACCACAGCGGGCGGCGGGCCUACCAGUACCUGCCACCGGGAGCCACCUACGCGCUGCGCCGUCUCCUGGGCGACCCCGGCCUGCCCGGCUCCGCGGAGCCCACUGCGGUCGGCGGUGGCGGUGGCAGUCUAGCGGCCCGGCGCCCGGUGCAGGUGGCCGCCACCAUCCUAAGUUCCACCACGAGCGCGUUUCUGGGCGUCCUGGCUGACGACCUGAUGCUCCAGGACCUGGCUCGAGGCCUGAGGAAGUCGGGCUCGGGCUCCUUCACCAAGUUCUUGGGGGCCUCGCCCCUACCUCCUCGUAAAAAGACGAAGAGCCGCGGUGGCGUGCCGGCCUUUUCGGAAAUCUCUCGUCGAUCCACUCCCGGGCCCUUCGCUGGUCUAAUGCCCAGCCUGCCCCCCGCCACCUGAUAGUGGCUGAGGCUCCGGCUCGGUUGAUCUAGCUGGGCCUGCCCCUCCCAAGUCCAAGCUUGCCCGCGGCGGCGGCCCAGCACUUUCCCUCCAUCCGGUUUCCAGCCUUGUCCACUGCAGUCUGUUUCACCCAGGGGAGCCCAGGCCUCCAGCCUCUGCUGAAGCUUCACCUGUCUCUGGAGCUUCGAGAUCUCAGUGAGCGUCCUUUGAAGAGCGCCAGAAGUCAGGCUUGAACUCUGGGAGAGACUUGAAAUUCAGGAUUGAAGGUUAAGGGGUGGCAGCUGGUCUGGCCCCUGAGUGAGCUAACCCAGUGCCUCUGCUUCGGUACGUUCCCAGACCAGGGCCAGUCCCAAGGGCCUCGUUCGGUGUUGUGUGAGGUCGGGUGGUGGGCCAGCUCGAAGAUACCAGUGGUUUUGUAACUUGAUGCUUUUAUCCUGUUUUUAAAUUGAAAUGAGGCAAAGCAACUUUUAUAAUAACCUUGUGAAAUUAUAUUUUUCCAUAUUUUAGGCAAAAUGCUCAGACAUUUUUGGUCUUUGGUAAAGGUUUUGGAAUUCUAUUAAAAAAAACUAAUGAUCAGUAUUUCAAAGAAAUUGCCCAAGCUGGUGUGGUUCAGUGGGCUGAGCGCUGUCCUGCCAAGCAAAAGGUCACCAUCAGGGCAUGUGCCUGGGUUGUGGCUCAGAUCCCAGCUGGGGGCUUGCAAGAAGCAACCAAUUGAUGUUUCUCUCCCUCUCUACCUCCCUCCCCUCCCCUAUCUCAAUAGAUAGAUAGAUAGAUAGAUAGAUAAAAUCUCUUUUAAAAAAUCUAAAAGAAAUUAGCCCCAACCAACAAAACCCUUAAACAUUUAUCUACCUCGUUUUAGACAAUGAAGGUCCCAGAGAAUCCUGGACACAGAACACGACCAUUGUAAAUGGAAUUACGUUUACUGGUACUGUGAAUGCUAAAUAUAGGAAACAAGUGCAUCUUGGGAGAAAAGACGAUUUAACAAAAGAAAAGAGACAUUUGGACAGAUACUUUUAAUUAGUGGUUUUCUUUAUGGUGGAAUAUAAACACAUGUCUUUGGCACUGGUGGGUGGCAUUUUGAUUUAGCAUGAAUAUCUCCUUAAGUGUGUUUUGUGUGAAUUGCACUGUCAUACCUCGUUUCUGAAUUUGUGUCUUUUUCAAAUCUGGCUGAGCCUUUCAAUAAAGUAUGUAAAUAUUCCAAGUUGGGCCACCACUAAAAAAAAAAAGUUAUAGCAUCACACCCGAAAAAUAACUAGUAAAAUAGUACUGGAUACAAUGAAAGAACAGCUAUUAUAUAUGAAAGUUCUGUACAAAUAGUGUGUGAUAUCCAUUUUAAAAACUCAUCUGAAAGCCAGCACUUUAUUCCAAAAUAGUAGAUUCAGAAUCUCUUUGCUCAGUGACCUUAGAGGGUUGAUUUAAUGUCUCGGGACCUUUGCUUCUCUGUAAUUGAGAAGGUUCGUAGGUAUCACCAACAUUUCCCAGGUUCAAGGCAGUGUGAUUAUAAUGGCUCUUUCUCUGUUUUAAAGAUGUGGAAUCUAUUUGCUCAGCCUUUUUUUACAUCAUACGGUGGUGAUGCCCACUUUUGCACAUGGUGUUUGCAUGUCAUUAGUUAUAUCAAACGGCUUCUACAGCACGGGGUAGCGUGGCGCCCCGCCACAGACAGGUACUUGUAUCAGCGAGGCCUCUGAAAUUAUUUCAGGUAUGAAUAAACUGUUUUGAUUUAAGCAAUGAAAUAAACAGCCUCCCAUUUUGUUUC
Molecule: messenger RNA, 3910 nt
Organism: Phyllostomus discolor (pale spear-nosed bat)
Lineage: Eukaryota; Metazoa; Chordata; Mammalia; Chiroptera; Phyllostomidae
Gene: SOWAHA
Product: sosondowah ankyrin repeat domain family member A
Exons: 1
Coding region: 427-2154 (575 amino acids)
Molecular function (GO): protein binding
Source: RefSeq, a predicted model, not a curated record